AUGCAAUUUCGAUCAGGUACAUUGAAGGGCGAUGAGAAAGUCGCCUUGAAACGAAAAGGCACUACGGCUGAUGACAACGAAGGCAGCCCACCAGCCAAGAAGGCUCGUUCGUCGAAGAAAUCAGCUCCUCAGAACACUCCUACUGUGGUCACCGAGAAAGAACUCGUAUCUGAACCUGAAGAGGAUGCCGAAGUACUGUCAUCCGAAGAUGAAGACCCGGAAGCUGCUGCUGAAUCGCAAGAAAAGCUUCAAAGUGUCUUAAAGGGGUCUGGGAAGGAUCCCUAUCCAGACUGGAAAGCUGGAGAUCCGGUACCUUUUGCCGCCCUUUGCACUACAUAUUCAAAGAUUGAAAUGACAACCAAACGACUAGAGAUUUCGGCCCACUGUUCAAAGUUCCUACAGCAGGUCCUGCGUUUAACGCCAGAUGAUCUCCAAGUUGUAGUAUUACUUAUGAUCAACAAGCUUGCAGCUGACUACGUCGGAAUCGAGCUCGGCAUUGGAGAGUCACUGAUAAUGAAAGCUAUUGGUGAAAGUACUGGUAGAAGCUUGGCCAUCAUCAAGGCCGACCAGAAAGACAUAGGAGAUUUGGGCCUCGUAGCGGCGAAGAGUCGAUCAAAUCAGCCGACUAUGUUCAAGCCAAAACCUUUGACUGUUCGUGGCGUUCAAGAAUCUCUGAUGACCAUUGCGCAGACAGAGGGUAAAGGUGCCCAAGAGCGGAAGGUUGGUGGCAUCAAGAAGUUACUUUCUGCUGCAGAUACCCAAUUUGCAGGCAAAGGUUCGAAAGGCAUCGAUAUUACGAAAGACAAAGGAGGCCCAAGUGAGUCCAAGUUCAUCGUAAGGAUGCUGGAAGGAAAGCUUCGACUUGGACUGGCUGAAAAGAGUGUCUUGGUAGCGUUGUCGAAUGCUGUGGUCAUGCACGAGAGCAAGGUCAAAACUGGCAAAGAUGCUAGCGGACAAAAGAUUGCCGAGGGCGAGCGAAUGCUGAAGUCAAUCUACAGCGAGCUACCCAGCUACGAAGUCAUCAUUCCCGAGAUGCUCAAGCAUGGAAUUAUGAAGCUAAGGGAUCACUGCAACCUCCGACCCGGGGUUCCCUUGAAGCCCAUGCUUGCUAAACCUACUAAGUCGAUUACUGAAGUCCUCGAUAGAUUCGAGGGAAAGGACUUCACUUGCGAAUACAAGUACGAUGGCGAGCGAGCUCAAAUUCAUUACGUGUCCAAGGAUGCAGACGAAGUAUUUGCAACUGCUGCACCGUCUGCGGGAAAGUCUGAAGGUGGCGUCUCUAACAUUUUCUCAAGGAACUCGGAGGAUCUAUCAAAGAAGUAUCCAGACAUCCUUCAAAGACUCCCGGCAUGGGUCAAACCGGGUACAAAAAGUUUCGUGCUGGAUUGUGAGACUGUUGCGUGGGACGUCAAAGAGAAGAAGGUACUUCCAUUCCAGCAGCUUAUGACAAGGAAGCGCAAAGAUGUCAAGGCAGAAGAGGUGACCGUUCAAGUGUGCGUAUUUGCAUUCGAUCUGCUAUACCUGAAUGGCGAAGCUCUCGUGAACAAAUCUUUCCGUGAGCGACGCGAGGCGCUUCGUGGAGCUUUCAAUGAGACUGAAGGAGAGUUCAAGCUUGCACAAUACGGCAAUACCAACGAGCUAGAAGAGAUACAGAUCCUUCUGGAGGACUCUGUGAAGGCGUCCUGUGAAGGCUUGAUGGUGAAAAUGCUUGACGGGCCCGAGAGUAGCUAUGAACCUAGCAAACGCUCACAGAACUGGCUCAAAGUCAAGAAAGAUUAUCUUUCAGGCGUUGGCGACUCUCUUGAUCUCGUAGUCCUUGGAGCCUACUUCGGCAAAGGCAAGCGCACCUCUUGGUAUGGUGCAUUCCUCCUUGCAUGCUACAACACAAACAAGCAAACAUACGAGACUGUCUGUAAUAUUGGUACAGGCUUCUCCGAAGCGAUUCUUGAGGAAUUCCACACAAAGCUAUCUGAGAACACCAUUGAUCACCCAAAGCCAUUCUACUCGCAUUCUGCAGGUAACAAGGACCAACCAGAUGUUUGGUUCGAGCCGAAAUUUGUCUGGGAGGUCAAGACGGCAGACCUGACCCUCAGUCCGAGAUACAAGGCUGCUGCCGACCAGCUCGGCAAAGGCGUGAGUCUAAGAUUCCCGAGGUUCAUAAAGGUACGAGAAGACAAGAAGCCGGAUCAGGCGACAAGCAGUCGCCAGAUAGCCGAGAUGUACCAAAGACAGGAAAGCGUGGCGAAAAAUAAGGGGCCAGCUGCAGAUGACGAUUUCGAAUACUAA
Messenger RNA from Pseudovirgaria hyperparasitica, 2286 nucleotides. Its product is annotated as ATP-dependent DNA ligase. Gene Ontology annotation, molecular function: DNA binding; DNA ligase (ATP) activity; ATP binding. The record is from RefSeq and is a predicted model, not a curated record. Gene Ontology annotation, cellular component: mitochondrion; nucleus. The transcript is spliced from 3 exons. Gene Ontology annotation, biological process: lagging strand elongation; Okazaki fragment processing involved in mitotic DNA replication; DNA recombination. NCBI's taxonomy places the organism in Eukaryota, Fungi, Ascomycota, Dothideomycetes, Acrospermales, Acrospermaceae. Bases 1 to 2286 code for a protein of 761 amino acids.